AUGCUUUGUGUUGUUUUUCUUCUUAUAAAAUUCUUUAUAACCGACCAAAAAUCCUCGAAUGAUCCGCCAUAUGUUGCUGAAUAUUUUCAUCUUGUAUCAACUAUUGAUAAACCAAUACAUUUAAAAAAAUACUAUGGCAUGCAUGAAUCAUCUAUUGAUUUUUAUCCAGGUACAAUGAAUAUUAUUUUAAGUGUACCACACGAUGGUAAUAUUCCAUCGAAUCUACCGCGAAGACCAACAUCUGCGUGUAGAAAAUUAAAUAGUACAAAUCGAAAAUGUUACUAUCAAAAUCCAUGUGUAUCUCCAUUAUUUAAAACUGAUACAAAAAAUUGUCGUAUACAUCAUGGUCGUGAUCAAAAUACGCGUCUUCUUGCUUUAGCACUACGUUAUGAAUUAAAUCAAUUAUUUAGCUUAAAACCUUUUGUUAUUAUUAAUAGACUAGAAAGAACUAAAGUUGAUAUGAAUCGCUUCAUUGACGAAGGAACAUUUGGUGCAUCGAAUACUAUGCACGCAUGGAUGAGAUAUCAUUUCUAUUUGAGACAUGCAAGAGAACUUAUUAUGGGCCAUAAGGAUAACUAUCGAGAAAAAGGAUUAUUAUUCGAUAUACAUUCACAAGAUCAUGAGCAUGGUUGGGUUGAAUUAGGCUAUAUGCUAACGAGUCGUCAAUUAUCGACAAAUAAUUAUUCACUAAAAAGUUCGUCAUUAGCAUCAUACUUAGGAACACGAUUCAACCCCAUCGAACUCAUAAGCGGAAAUAAAUCUCUUGGAUAUUUUAUCACCAAAUAUAAAUAUUCAUCAACACCAAGUCCAACAUUUCCAUUUCCGCCCGAUCAUUCCUAUUUUGAGUGGGGUUAUACAAUCGAAGAAUACGGCCGAUAUAAUAAUUUUAGUGCAAUAAUGAUUGAAUCACCGUCGAAAGAACUUGUUAAUCGAACGAAAUUAUAUGAUUAUGCGAGAACAUUAGCGAUUGCUUUACAUGAUUAUCUGAUUGAAAUUGAACUCUUAGAAUCUCUAAUUACACAUGAAAAUAUUAAUCAAACUCUGAUCAAUAAACAAUGCAAUAUUAGUAAAAAAUUAAAUGUUCAGAUAAGGGUUUUUAUGCUCCUGUUCAUACAUGUUCUUAAUCUUAUUUGA
This is a messenger RNA of Rotaria socialis, 1134 nucleotides long. The record is from the annotation of a GenBank genome assembly. Lineage: Eukaryota; Metazoa; Rotifera; Eurotatoria; Philodinida; Philodinidae.